AUGGAACCAGCCAGAAUGCUGAUUGAGAGGCCAAUCCCUCGUUUGAAGCAAUCUCGCGGUACAACAAACGUGUCUUUGUCAGGCGAGGACAUUUCAGCGCGGUUCCUUCAUGAAUGGUUAGACUUUCCUCAACAGGUUUUGACCUUGUGCAACUCUCUGAAUCUAGAUGAAAAGGUAUCCGUGACAGAUGACUCGGACGCAAACGAGCACUUCCUGGUGGGAAGCAAGCUGGGACUGGCUGGCAGAUUCUAUAAACACAUGUGCGACGCAGUGGCCAAAGUCCUCUCAGUCACAGAGCUAGCUCACUUGACCUUUGGGGAUUUUCAGGCCACUGCGCGCACAGAUUCUCGUGAUGUACCGGACAUUGUCCUGCUUACUCUGCCGAGAUCGAACGUCCUGGCCGUCGGCGUGCUCAAAACAUUUUGGACGGUCGAGCUCGAAAAGUACCCCGUCAAUGAAGGCGCCGCGAACAUCGCCAUAAUGCAGCCACAUUUCGGGCAAUUAGUCUCAUACAUGCGCACGAACCGGUUAAAAUACGGCUUUCUUUCGACAUAUCGGACCACGGUGUUUGUUCGUCGAGCAGGUGAUUUCCGCUUCGAGUUAUCCCUCCCAAUAGAUGAACAGGCAACCAGACCAUCCGUUCGCCAGUGCUUCCUUGCCUUUUGCGUUCUCGCGGCCCAAGACGAUAGAUAUACCGAGGCUCGCGAUUUCAAUCAUACUCGCCUGAAAAUACCUUUUGAGCCAUUCGUUCAGGCACGGUCGCCCUUUCGAAACGAAGUGACGACGAAGAAUGAUACGCCACAAGCACUGGGGGCGCAGUCGAUCCUCUUCGGAGGUGACGAUGGCGUGGCCCAGCAAUGGGUCAAUUGUCAUCGAAUGAUCAAAGAGUCCAAUAAUAAAGCCUUGUACGAGGUGACUUGGAAUGGCGAGCCUGCCGUGGCCAAAUGCUGGUCCGAUGCCUGUUUUCAAGGUUACGUUCAUGAAGCCAGUACCUACGAGAGGCUUUACCAGUUAAAGCCGGAAGGCUUUGAAUUCUUCGCUUCUCUCCAGAGUCGAGGGACGAUAGUCUGCUCGUCCGUCUUCUCUCGAGGCCACAUCAUGAUUAUAUCGAAGGUCAAGGGCGAGCCCCUGGACAGACAAUGGGACAUUCUCUCGGCAGACCACAAGGAGCACAUACGCUCCAUGAUCCGCAAGGCAGUUGAAGCGCUCAGAAGCAUUGGGUAUCUGGCCGUGGAUUCUGGAAAGCACAAUGUGCUGUACUCGGCAGAAACGCGGGCUGUUACCAUGCUCGACUUCGAGCUCAUGCAGGCCUGCGACGAAAACACCGUGAGUCCAGACAGUCCGGAGAUGUACGCAAUCUUUGGACAUCCGGCACCCUCUGUCUAUCGGUGCGCUCGGGGCGACUGA
This is a messenger RNA of Aspergillus thermomutatus, 1407 nucleotides long. RefSeq lists its product as uncharacterized. The transcript is spliced from 4 exons. Lineage: Eukaryota; Fungi; Ascomycota; Eurotiomycetes; Eurotiales; Aspergillaceae. Bases 1 to 1407 code for a protein of 468 amino acids. The record is from RefSeq and is a predicted model, not a curated record.